UUCGUCCUUCUUGCCUUCUCAGAACUAUAGCUAACAGCACUCUAGCUCGCGCAAGAAGUCACGCUCAAAAACAAUAACGACGCCGAAUCUGGCCGACGGCUCAAGGUUGAGAAACACAGAAACUCGGUCCAGGACCAGAAAAUGUUUGAGACCUUGCUCAUCGAAUCAAUCAUCACCAGUCCCGUUCCCUCCUCGUUCCUCUCCAACCCCUUCACCCUGCGUUUCUUCCAAUACGCUGCCCCCUCCUUUGCUCUUCCGUCCAAAGGCUUGCUUUUCAAGACCCUACUUCCCAACGAAAUCGAGUCCGUCCGCUCAAAAGUCUCGACCUCGCUGCGGCAGAACCCAGACAGUCUCACGCUCUCAUUCGACAUCCUCACCACCGUCUUUGACCAGACCUUCUUCCUUAUCUACGCCACCACCUCUCUCGGAACCACAUACUGCUAUGCCGGCCACGAGUUCCCGGACCAGCCGCCCUCCGCUGAGGUCUUUGCCUCGCUCUUGUCCACAAGCAUAGACUCCAUCGGCGACAAAAAAGUAGCUGCCCUCAUAUGCCCCGCCAAAGGUCUCUACGGCGAGAUCCGCGCCCUCGUAGCCUCCCGCUACCCGCACCUACUCGCGCUCGACCCGCUCGACCAUUUUUUCGAGAAACUGGCCGUCGAUCUGUGUCGUCACCAACUCGUCGACAACGUCAUCCGGACGAUGCUCAUGAUCUUUGGCUACUUCCACCGCUCGAGUCUGGCCGAGAGAUUGCUCACUUUGCACAUGAACAACCUGCACAUCACAGACGGACUGCGGCCGUUUCUGCCAAACGAACCGAUCUCGCUGUAUGAAGCCGCCGUCAGUAUGCAGCGAUGUAUGCCGGCCCUUGUCGAGGUCGUCAGCUCAGACCAGUCAAAGCUUGACAAAUCAAGUAUGCAUUCUCCUCAUUCCGUUCUCUUUCCUCUUCCUCGUCAUACUAACACCACUCAUCUGCUACAGUCAACAGGCAACAGGUGAUUGACGUUCUCUCGCCCGACAGCUGGGCGCAUCGGGAAUUUCUCUCAAAGCUCGAUAUAGUAAUCGCCGUUUUCAAACCUCUGCACGAGACAGUCGCCUGCAUCAACUCUCCAGCCGCCACGCUCGCCGACGUCUCGAUCUGCUGGGCUGCCUUGGCGGUCUACUUCCACGACCUCUUCAC
This is a messenger RNA of Myxozyma melibiosi, 1177 nucleotides long. RefSeq lists its product as uncharacterized. The transcript has a single exon. The record is from RefSeq and is a predicted model, not a curated record. Bases 142 to 996 code for a protein of 284 amino acids. NCBI's taxonomy places the organism in Eukaryota, Fungi, Ascomycota, Lipomycetes, Lipomycetales, Lipomycetaceae.